AUGGGUAACGAACGAACGAAACCUAGUCAUUCGUGCAUUUUCAUACUCGGCGGCAAGGAGGUUAUAAAAGAUAGGGAACCUCCGGAAGAUUCAAUGCCAUCCCUUGACCAGCUAGCCAUGCGGUCCACUCACCUCAAGUUCUACGUUGCUGCUGCCCUCGUAGCUGCCCCUGUAACCCUUGCACAAGGGUUCGUUUACACCUGCGACGGAUCAGCUGUCCGCGUUGUUGGGACAGUCCUCUCCACGACUUGCACUAACGAAAAGGGCAAGAAGCAUUCCACCUCCAUCAACUUGAACGACUGCGUUGCCAACUACGAUGGCAACCUAGCAUGUGCUGUCAAGUAA
This is a messenger RNA of Fibroporia radiculosa, 345 nucleotides long. RefSeq lists its product as uncharacterized. The record is from RefSeq and is a predicted model, not a curated record. The transcript has a single exon. The coding region runs from base 1 to 345 and encodes 114 amino acids. NCBI's taxonomy places the organism in Eukaryota, Fungi, Basidiomycota, Agaricomycetes, Polyporales, Fibroporiaceae.